This is a messenger RNA of Hypanus sabinus (Atlantic stingray), 5329 nucleotides long. Its product is annotated as arginyl-tRNA--protein transferase 1-like. Gene Ontology annotation, molecular function: arginyl-tRNA--protein transferase activity. Gene Ontology annotation, cellular component: cytoplasm. Gene Ontology annotation, biological process: protein arginylation. The transcript is spliced from 13 exons. NCBI's taxonomy places the organism in Eukaryota, Metazoa, Chordata, Chondrichthyes, Myliobatiformes, Dasyatidae. Bases 143 to 1870 code for a protein of 575 amino acids. The record is from RefSeq and is a predicted model, not a curated record.
GAGGAAGUAGGCGAGAGGCAGGGCUGGCUCCUGCCGCGUCUGUGUGUGUGUCUCUCUCUCUCUGAGUGUUCCGGCUCCGGAUCUCGGCCGGGGAAGUGAGCGGAUGGCGUGACUCCCACUGAACCCCUUUCCCCAACUCGGGAUGGGAACCAGCAGCACCGGGCUGAACCCCCCAGCGGGGCUGGCGACGGAUCUCAGUCCGCCUCUGGAGGCGUGGAGCUGCGGCUACUGCGGGAAGGACUCGUUCUGUGCCCAGGAGCCCUUGGUGCCUGGAAUGUGCCGCCGGGUGGAGUGGUGGAAGCAAAUACAUUUAAGAGACAUUUCCACAGGUCUCAUGGCUCACAAGCUCUCAGUCCACGAUUACCAGCUGCUGCUGAACAAAGGCUGGGUCAGGAGCGGGAAGUAUCUGUACAAAGCUGCUAUGCCCAUCACGUGCUGCCCCACCUACACAAUGAGGUGCCAUGUCUUGGACUUCCGGAUAUCCAGAUCACAGCGCCGAGUUCUAAAGAAGAUGCGGAAACAUUUAACACAAGUUGAUGCUAUUGUGAAAGAAACUGCUGCACUUAGCACUGAAGAGGACACCACGUGCCAUAAAGAGGAACCAUCGCCGGGACCUGGGCAGGUCAAGCUGACCACUGGGCAGACACCCUGGACUUUCUCUGAGAGGUCUGACGAAGACUGGUCAGAGGUAAACCACGUAUCUGACCAGCGGAGCGUGAACAGCAGCCAAACGUGGCCUGUUGAAGACACGACUUCUCACUGCCGCAAGACCAAGGAGAGUCGGAGGGAUCUGCUGAAGAGCCCCGAGAGGGGCCAGCAAGCGGAGCUGGAGCCUGCGGAGUCUGAACUGGUGGGACUGACGGAGCACAAGGUACCAGGUCAGGAACCAGCUCCUUCACAAGGUCCUCAGCCAUCCUUGUCACAAAUUUCCAUGAGUGCAGGGCACCCAUCUCCCAUCUCACAUCCACUCCAUUCCACGUCUGCACCCACCCGUGCUAGAUCACUAGAAGAGCUUAUCGAGGAGAGCACGCCAGCCACAGCUCAGCAUCAGCUGGAGGUGAAGUUGCUGAGACUUUCUCCACCCAGCCCUGAACUACAAGCCACCUUUGGUGAAUCAUACAAGGUCUACAAGCGCUACCAGAUGCAUGUGCACAAAGACACAGAGCUGAUGGCCUCAGAGGCUGAGUACAGAAGGUUUUUCUGCAGUACUCCGCUCCUGGGGGAGGAUCCUGCAGAUGGCCCAGACACUGGCUAUGGCUCUUUCAUUGAACAGUUCCUGCUGGACGGGAAGAUUAUCGCUCUUGGACUGUUGGACAUACUACCUGAAGGAAUUAACUCACAGUACUUGUGCUAUGAUCCAGAUUACUCCUCUCUCUCAUUGGGAGUCUACUCUGCUCUCAGGGAAAUAGCACUGACCCAAAGACUGAAUGAGAAGGUUCCAAGAAUGAAGUAUUAUUACUUGGGCCCUUAUGUGCAUUCAUGUGUUAAAGUAAAAUACAAGCUCCUGUACCAGCCAACAGAGUUGCUGUGCCCCGUGACUGGACACUGGGUGUCUGUGGAACAAUGCCUACCCAAGCUGGAGUUAAACAAGUUUGCCAAGCUUUACGAUGGGGAUGAGCCAGCUGCCGAUUCCAGCCUGUCCAGCGAAGGCCUUUGGUUUUUGCGGAAUUUCCGAGAAGCUCUGAGCCCCUCUUCCUCUGCCUCAGUUCAGACGGAGGAAGCCAUGCUGGUGGUAUCGCAGGAGGACCUGGUCUCGAUACGCUCCUCUUCCCUCUCAGCCUGGCGGAAGCACUUUCCCUGCCUUGGGCGCUUGCUGAGGUGCUGCUGCUGCUGCUGCAGUAGCUGGUGCAGCAAGGAGGCGGAGAGUUGACCAUUUCAACUGAACUCCCGGGGUGCAAUGUAGGUGCUGACAUUGAAAAGCAGGUCCUGUCAGUGAGCCAGGAGAGAGAUGGGGAAAGCUACAAAGCUGGUACUGAUGCACUUUUAAUGAGAGGGAAUAAAAGGAAAGCAAAAAAAAAAGGCCUUAAACAGGCACAGAAACUUUUUAUGAAACCACAUUGAUUACAAAAACAUCACCAAUCUACAGCAUGGGCCAAGUCCUAGUUUAUUUGGUUCUUGACAGUACAUUUAUUUUUAUUUCUUCAUCCCAAGGCUGUGCAGUCUCUCAGAUGCACACAGAAUCUUCUAAUCAACAGUUGCAAUUCUGCCAGAGUUUACAGAUGACAAGUAGUAAAGUGACAGACAGAAGGUGUAGUUGACCAGGAUAGUAGUUUAUAUGGUAUUUGUAACAAUCUUAAAUACAACUGGGUACUAACAGGGCUGAAAUUGAAUUCUGGCAACAGCACAAUGCAGACGGCGGUGGGAAUGUGAGAUGUAAAAUGGGUGAUGGUUUUGUUAUUGGAAACACAAGAGACUGAAGAUUCUAGAUUCUGGAGCAAUACACAAAGUGCAAGAGGAACUCAGCAGAUUAGGCAGCACCUUUGGAGGGAAAAGUACAGUCGACGUUUCAAGUCAAGACCCUUCACCGGGACUGUUUUGCUUUACCCAAGUCACCACUAGGAAUUUCACCCUCAAUAUUUAUGGCUUACACCAAACCAAGAAGACUUUGAGUCAAAAUAUCUCUGGCAAAAAUUUUGUGGCUAAUGUUUUGCGCUGAACACCUACAACAAUCAUCUGAUAAUGAGUUGUAGAGAGAACUUGGUGUGGCGAUACUUCUGUCUCAGAUAUGAAUGACAACUUGUUCAAACUACAAAAUUUUGAUUACAUUUGGUGGUGAUUUUCUAAUGAAGAAUUGUAAUUAAUAGAGGAGAAGGGGGGAGGUGAUUUGAUGUUUAGGAUUCUUUAUAAAAGGAGUAAAUAGCAGGACUUUACUGCUCUUUUUUUUUGUACAAUAAUUGUGAAUUGUUUGGCCAAGGGCCAUUGGAAUUAAGUGUUCAGAUUCUGCUGUAAAUCUGGAUAGCAUCCCAGUAGCAUUAUUGAAAAAUUUUUAGUAUAUAAAUCCCUGGAUAGAGUACCAUGUGUAAUCUAAGAGCUGCAUUAGUAAUGAAGCACAGCACUCAGUGAUAUGAUAGAUGCAGCUCACUCUGCCUUUGUUAUAAUUGUUAAUAUAAUUCAAUACUCAGGUGUUAUUUAACCAACAUCAUUGUAAAUCCAAAAAAGUGCCUGACGGGGAAUGUAUUUACAAGCAGUAAUGCGCCAAGGCCACUGGAUGGCAGUGGUGGACAUUUGCAGUUUCAUCCAGCAGCCAAAAAUCGAUAUUAAAACCAAAUAUGUUUAAAAUAUUUCUGCUCAGAAGCAAAAUUUGCUCAAAAAUAUUUUUCUCAGAAUAUUUCUGAGAAAAGCCAUGAUUACCAGACUCCCAAUUCACCUUUUCCUUAGCUGCAGUAUCUCCUUAGUCUGUAUGUAAUCCAUUUGGUCACAUUAAAUGUUGAUAUUGAUGUUUGUCCUGAGGUUUACAUAAGUUAACAUUCCUUGGACACUACCAAGAGCAACUCAGGAAAAUAAACAGGGAUAUUCAAACUGUUUAGUUUAAUGCUAUAGUAUACCUUAUUACUUAAAAAUGUUGCUUGUGAGUUAGCAAAUGACAAUUGAUUGACAGUAAAGAAUUAAUCAGGUUGAGGAAAAAUCUGUUCACCUUCUCAUUGGUGUAGGAAGGUCAAAGGUAGUGCUGUCAUAAGAAUAGGAAUGCCUGGAAACCAAUAGUAUGGAGACACUGGGAAAUCGGUGCCUGCCUCAUGGGUCCAGGAAUAUAUCCAGAAUUUGUCAUUGUUGUGCCUUGUUGUACUUCUAUGAGUUAUUUCUAUUUUGGAUACUGUACGUAUUUCAGUCUGUGAUUAAAUCUAACACAAAUGCUCUUGUUGAAAACUCUAAGUAAAAGCCAGAAAGAUUUUGACCAUUGGUGAAUCAGGCAUCAAGUGUGGGCUUCAAAGGCAGAAAAAAGGUGGAGAAUUGGAUCACUGAGAGAGGCGGCAGGAGUGGGUAAAUAUUUCAAGAGGUGACAACAAAGACAGAAUCAGAGCACAGGAAGAGCCCAAAUUCAGUGGAUGAUUAUGUUGGGAAGAGGUGUGUCACAACUAUACAUGAUCAGAAAGUGGUUUCAGUAGAAUGUUUUGCAUUUGAUAGAAAGAAGGGCACUGGAUGAAUCUACAUCUCUCUGUUUUGACUAUCACGGACACAGGAGGCUGAAUAGCUAUCUUCUCUGCAGUAAAUGUUAUCUGAUUUUCAGAGACACAACUCCAAAGUAAAGAAGACAUGUUGAUGUAUGCAUAGUUAUGAGAAUCUAUGAGGGAAAAUGCUAUUGAGUUUAUGAGCUAUUUUCUAGUGACAAGCAAUCUUUCUGAUCAGCUCUUAAGUUUCAAUUAAGACCUAAGGCUAAUGACAGGCAAGUACCACUUUAUUUACUGUGUAAUUUCUGAUAUUUAACAAAACAAAGGAAAAUUAUUAUAACAUUUGGUAUUCUAUUAUCACCAGUAUAAUAAAAUAAAUAUUCUGACUUAAUUCCAGAUAGGUGGGUGAGCAUAUAGCACCCCCCCCCCCACCUUGUCAUUAAGAAGUGCAAAGUUCCCCCUUCAGAGUUUUAAUAGAAUUGCUUUAUGCAAGGUGCAUUGCCAUGGUUACGAGAACAAAGAGUCUGUAAGCUUUAAAAUUCCUUUAGUCUUGUGGGUGGAAUUGGCCAGAAUGGAGUGCAACAUUUCUCCAUGGAACUAUUUUAAUUUGUUGCAUUGUCUUUCAACUCUUUCAUGCAGUGGCGUUGCCUCUAUCAGCUUUAUAGUCCUGGUUUAGGGUAAUCAGUUAAUUGAAUUGGUGUGCUACACCUGAUCAUGAGUUUAAAAACAGGAAAAUCGCCCAGAGCUCCAUUUCCUGAUUGUAGUUGCUCAUGAAUAAUUCAGUCUAUAUCUCAGCUAUGCAAUUCACAUUCCACAAUCCAGAGGACUGAAUAUCUUUUCUGGCCUUUGUCUGAUCUUGACCAGAAUACCAAACAUUUAUAGAGGCAUUUCUUCUUUCGGAGAAAAGAAUGAUGUAAUAACCAUUAAGUGCCGGAAACGUUCCAAUUUUGCAUCCUGAGGAUGUUAUACGACACUUGUGAACAGAGUAAGUCAUUUAAUAAAGGAUAAACUUGAUGGGAAUUACCCCUUAAAGGGGCAAACACAAACUCGCUCAUUCCGAAUGGAGCUCAGAGAUAUAUAUAGCCUGAACACGUAGCUUCGGGAUGCUCUCUCCAAUGUUUUAUUGACCAAUGAGUCAGACUUUAGCAAUACAAUCUUUCUAAAUGGUAGUAUUUUAACCUUGUGUAAAAUAAAUGAAUAAAAUUGAAUGUGGUUAUAUUUUC